This is a messenger RNA of Penicillium egyptiacum, 147 nucleotides long. NCBI's taxonomy places the organism in Eukaryota, Fungi, Ascomycota, Eurotiomycetes, Eurotiales, Aspergillaceae. The record is from the annotation of a GenBank genome assembly.
AUGGCCCGUAAGGCCUGCCACAAGAUUAAACCGACCGACUUGCCGUUAGAUGUAUUGACUUAUGUGAACUUUGCAUUCGCCUUAAUCGAUCCGUCCACGUAUGAAGUGGUCGCGAUAGACUCGUCUACUCCAACUAGUCUCUUCUAA